AUGGCAGAAACAGAACAAGAGAACCAAACAGAAAUCAUGGAAUUCCAUUUGAUGGGAUUUGUAGGACUUGGAGAUCUCCAGGUUCCUCUCUUCUGCCUCUUCUUAGUUACAUACCUUGUUACUAUAGUUGGGAACAUCCUCAUCAUUUUGCUGGUUGUUACUGAUCCCCACCUUCACACCCCCAUGUAUUUCUUCCUGGGUAAUUUGUCCUGCCUGGAGACCUGCUACAGUUCUAACAUCCUUCCAAUGAUGCUGGCUAAUCUCUUGUAUGGUGGGCGAAAAACAAUCUCCGUAACUGGCUGCAUGAUGCAAUAUUAUUUUUUUGGUAUUUUGGUAGUUGCUGAAUGUUGUGUGCUAGGGGCAAUGUCCUAUGAUAGGUAUGUAGCAAUCUGUAAACCGCUGCAUUACACAAUACUAAUGAAUGGUAGAAUUUGCCUCCAGCUUAUAGCUGGAUCAUGGAUCAGUGGUUUAUUUGUUAUGAAUAUAGCCAUAUAUCUAAUGCAUCAGUUAAAGUUCUGUGGCCCCAGUGAAAUCAAUCAUUUCUUUUGUGAAUUGAAUCCAAUAUUAAAGCUAGCAUGCAGUGACACUCAUUUGAUUGAACUAGUAACUACUUUGUUAUCUGUUCUGUGUAUAUUGCCUCCUUUCUUCUUGACCUUGGCAUCUUAUACUUUCAUUAUUUCCACCAUUAUGAGAAUGGCAUCUGUCAGUGGGAGGCAAAAGGCUUUCUCAACUUGCUCCUCACACCUCAUGGUGGUGUCCCUUUUCUAUAGCACAUUAAUGAUUGUCUACAUUUUGCCCAAAACAGAUGGACUACGAGAAAUCAACAAAGUCUUGUCUCUGUUUUAUACAAUCCUAACCCCUUUGUUCAAUCCCCUGAUAUAUAGCUUACGAAACAAGGUGGUAAAAGAGGCCCUUAAAAAAGUAGUUGCUAAAUUGUAUACAUUUGAAAGAACACACCACUUUAAUCUAGUAUGA
Molecule: messenger RNA, 975 nt
Organism: Python bivittatus (Burmese python)
Lineage: Eukaryota; Metazoa; Chordata; Lepidosauria; Squamata; Pythonidae
Product: olfactory receptor 10C1-like
Biological process (GO): G protein-coupled receptor signaling pathway
Cellular component (GO): membrane
Molecular function (GO): G protein-coupled receptor activity; olfactory receptor activity
Source: RefSeq, a predicted model, not a curated record